Messenger RNA from Xyrauchen texanus (razorback sucker), 3752 nucleotides. It is a transcript of the gene proser1, whose product is annotated as proline and serine rich 1. Bases 470 to 2914 code for a protein of 814 amino acids. The record is from RefSeq and is a predicted model, not a curated record. NCBI's taxonomy places the organism in Eukaryota, Metazoa, Chordata, Actinopteri, Cypriniformes, Catostomidae. The transcript is spliced from 12 exons.
CUGACAAAGGAAGUCGCACACGACCUGCAGCUUUUAGCAUCUCUACUAAACCCUAACAAACAGCGAAAAAAAAGCAAACGAAACCAUAUUUGCGUGAAAACUAUGUUCAUCUGUCACUCCGCCAACAUUAUCAAUCGCACAGAUGUGAUCAAACACAUGCCUGUGUGUGAAGAAUGAUGCAUUUGUGGGGUGUGUGGAUUUAGCUUUGGACUAUUGUUGUUCCUCACGUCAGUGAUGCCACACUGCACCCUUCUGUUUCACCUAUUGAACCUCUCAGAUAUACUUCUGGUUUCUCUAAAAUGUUAAAUUAGAGUUAAGAAGUAGAACAAUAUAAAAAUAAUUCCUGUGGAUCACUGUAACAAAAGUUACUAAAUUAAGUUUGCCAUAAGCAUGCCAUUGAAGGAUUCUCAAUGAGAUGCUGUUGGAGUGAUUGGUUAUCAAUACAGAGAUCAAAGCAACGACAGAGAAGAUGGACAAGAAAUCCUUUGACAUCGUCUUGGACGAAAUCAGAAAGUGUGUUCUGACAGAUCAGAGAAUCAAAGCUAUAGAGCAGGUUCAUGGCUAUUUCUCUAGUGAGCAGGUGAUUGACAUUCUGAAAUACUUUUCCUGGGCAGAGCCACAAAUAAAGGCAGUCAAAGCCUUGCAACAUAAAAUGGUUGCAAUUCCAACAACCAAGGUUGCAAACAUUCUUAACUGUUUUACGUUCUCAAAGGAUAGACUCGUUAUACUGGAACUCAUAGCUCUAAAUAUUUCUGAUGCCCAAAACUACCGUCCUGUGGAGGACACAUUCCGUAUUCACCUUUCUGAGAAGAAACGUGCUAGACGAAUCUUAGAGCAGGUAUGUAAGGUGGGAUGUAAAGCUCCAGUGGCAAUGAUUUCAUCCUGCGGGAUGAUCCCAGGGAACCCUUACCCCAAAGGCAAACCCAGCCAGGUCACUGGAACCUUUCCUGGGCUUCCUGCCAAAAAGGAGGGAGAGGAUGCAAACCUAGAAGGAAAGGGCAUUGCUGCCCGCAUCCUCGGACCUAGCAAACCGUCACCUUCAACUUACAAUCCACACAGACCUGUGCCAUAUCCCAUCCCGCCUUGUCGGCCACACGCAACCAUCGCCCCAAGUGCGUACAACAAUGCAGGUCUGGUGUCAGUGGGUGGGGUUAUCACUGCCUGUGUGCCUCCCCCACCCUACCGAGUCGCUUCCAAUUUGGCAGGUUACAGCCGACCUGCCAGUCAACAAAAUUCAAUCCAUAAUGUCUCUAGCACACCAGCUAUGUCUCCUCAUAGCUCCACCCCAUCAAAUCCUGUCUCCUCCCAGCCUCAGACUACCUCACCCAUCACUCCAGUUUUCCCUGGCAUGGUACCGUCCCAGAACCCUGUAACCCCUUCCCCUACUUCUGCCCCCUCACUCUCGGUCAUCAAAGGGCCUCCUGUCCCAGCCGGCUCUCCCCAUCCCAGUCAAAGUGGCCACACCACGCCUAUUCCCUCCCCGUUUCCUAGCAUGCCCCCUUCAGGUAGAAACACCCCUUCAGUCAUCAAAACCCCAUCUGGAACACCCUGUGGUACACCUGGGCCAAGUGCAAGCAUCUCCCAUUCUCCCUUCCAUGGUUCACCCCGCUCGGAAACUCCAUCCGUUGGCCCUACACCUACUCCCAUGACUCCUCAUGGAUCUGCUAUGGGUUUACCCUCAAAGAAGGGUUACCCCCCCUUUUCAGAUUCCCAAACAGGCCCUUCAUUUGUUGGAUCUCCCUCUCAACCCUCUACCCAAUCACAUUCAGUUAUCCGUAGUUACACACCCUCAGGGAUGUCCUCUCAAACUCCUGGACGCUCUACUCCCAGUAUGCAGAGUGUCGGAGGUUUACCAGCAGUGUCUGCUGCUCCAAGCCCUAUGCCCUCUCCUGGCCUCUCCAACCAGGCAGCCAUGAAUAGCCCAGCUGGGGCAUUCUUUAGUGAGCAACAUGCUAGCUCCAUGGUACAUCAUGGCGGAGGUAGUGGCAGUAACAGCCCUGUCCCUUCUGCUUUCAAAGGGCCUUCACGAUCAGGCACCCCUUCCCUUAGCUCUCUGGUAAUGCCUAAUUCUGCUAUCCUUGCCCGACCCAUGAGUAUGCCCUCACCCCAGCCAUCUUUACCCAGCACUGCUGGUAUAGCUGGACUCCACAGUCUUUCAUCUGCGCUGGGCUCCCAGUCUCGGAACAGCCCUGCCCCACAUUUCACAGCCAUCUCCCCCUUUCAGUCUUUAUCGGCAGCUUCCCCUUUUCCUGGAGCCCAGUCCUCCAUUUCCACCUCAUCCACCCCCACUCCUCCUACCUCAUCUGUAUAUUCAGGCCUGGCUCACUCUAGCACUCCCACUCACUCCCCCUUUGGCCUUGGAAUGACCACCUCUCCCUCAGUGUUCCCGGGCCUUCCUCCUGGUGCGAACCCUGCCUUCCAAGCUUUUGGAGGUUCUGCGCCCUCUGUAGCAGGUAGUCCAGUGCUUUCUUCCUUAAUGGGGCUUGCAGGAGCCUCCUCAGUGGCCACCGUCGCACCUCUCCAGGCAGCAGCAGUAGCAGCGGCCGCCGCAGCAGGAGUCUCCUCAUCCUCUCAUGUGCUUCCUGGCUUUGCCUCUGCAUUCAGCUCUAACUUCAACCCUGCUCUGGUUGGCCAGGCUGGGCUAACAGGUAGUCUACAAGCCUCUGGAGGAGCAGGUUUCCCAGGGUUGGUUGCUUUCCCCCCAGGGAUGCCCAGCUUCACUACUACAGCAUCUCCAGCUGCUCUGUCUGGUCUACACAACCCCGCAAUGCAGUCUGCGCUUUUGCAGGCUCACUCAGCAUCAGCACUGGACAGUUACCCUCCUCAGCCAAAUGGGUUUACUAACUACCCUGCAGCUGCUGGCUCAAGCUUUCCUCUGCAGCCAGGCCUGCACCCGUCACUGGGCUGGCAGUAAGUCCUCAUUGGGCAUAUGAAAAAUGAUAUAACCUGUAUGUAUGAUGUGAGUGUGGUGUGAGUAAACAAUGAUGAACAUUGUGGACCGUUUUGCUGUAAAUUUAGAAGGUGGGCAUAGAAAAAAGGUGUGUCUAAACAGCAAUUGUGGGUAAAAUUUUGAAACUACUGUGGCAGCUUUACUUUCCGGUAAUUUUCUAAAGAAGUGACUUAGCGUGUCAAAUCAAAACCUUGUGGUUUAGCACUCUGCACUAGCAGAUUGUCAUUGCAAGACUGUUUUCUGACUGGACUUUGAGUUUGUCAUGUAUUUGAAUGAAUGAAAUGUAGUAUUAUUUUGGUUUGUAGUAAUUAGGGCAAUUAAUUAAUUUGAAAUAUACACCAGUAGAUGAACUGUGAAGAGUGUGGGUGUGUGCAUUUUACUAUACUGUUUUUUUCCCCUGUAUCCUGAAUGUUAGUGGGUUAACUGACUUUUUAAAAUGUCUUUGUCAAAUACUGUACAUGUAAAUACCCUUUGAGAAUGGGUAAAUUAGGUGUUUCCUUUUUGUACUGUAGCUGUUCUUGUUCCAUCCAUAGUUUACUUUUUGUUUUUAUCAUGCAAAUUUCUCUAAAGGAGUUGAUUUGCGAUCAAGUUGCCUAGCAACUCUAAGGUAAUUUUAGUGUUUCAGAUUAUACACAGUGCAAUUUUGCUGACGAUAAGUUCAGUACAAUACAUUUUGCAUGUAUACAAUGUGUAGAUCUCCGAGUCUGCAGUACUCCUGUUUGUUUUCACCAUUAUAUAUUAUAAAAUAUAUUAAAUAAAAUGGUAGUUUAGACUAGUAUGUUCUAACAAUAUAAUGAAAUAA